GGACCGCAUAUCAGAUAGAAUCUAGAUCUAGACACCUAUACCUAAACUAUAAACUAUAAACAAUCGAGUUCUAUAGUUCUAUAAGUUAGUCUACUAAUAAUCUUGAUCUCCAUGGUUUAGUAAUAGCAGACGAAGUUACUUACUCCACAAUUGAUACAAUUACAAUGGCCACGGAAAGAGAAGAGACUUCACUUUUAGAAUUCACAGACCAGCCUUGUAAGGGGGACAGAAGCUUUCUGUGGACCAUUAUGAAAACUGAAGAAGAAGAAAGCUUUGAUUUCACACUUCUUAGUGGACAGAGUGUCUGGGAGGGAUCAUUAUCAUUAAAGGACAUGAAGCAACAAAGUGAUGAAAUACGGAUGGAGUUAAGUCCCUUCAUAGAUACUGCCAAAGCUGCAUUUCUACAAGAUGGUGAAUCUUCAACUUUCCAGUGUACUUUAUCAAACAGCAAAAAAGAUUCUAUAUUGUUAACUUGGAAAAAGCAGUCAGAGGAUGUUAAAUUUAAAUUAGGGUCACUGAUGUUGAAGAAAUGUGAGAACUUAUCUUCCAAAAUCUGUGAUAUUUUGAGCGAUUGUGUAACCCGCCUAAAUUCUUUGCAUUCUAUGAAAUUGGAAAAUCAAAGAUUAACUUUAGAAAGACAAAAUGCAAUCAAGAAAUUAGAAAAAUGUGUUCAAGCAAAGGAGGAACUUGAAAAGAAUCUUUAUUCUAAGUUUGUUGCAGUUUUAAAUAGCAAAAGAGAGAAAAUCCGUGAAUUAGAAAAUAAUGACCAUGAAGAGCAAGAAAUUGUAGAAAAAGAUUUAGAGCCAGUAAAAAGAAAAAGUGACAGAGACUUACUCAGUAUUUCUACUAAAAAAGUUAAAUCCAAAAGGGAUGAAACACCUCCAGAUCUUGAUUCUUCACUAAACCUUGACAUUGACCAAACAGAAGAGAGAAAUAAUCCAAUUGUAAUCAGGAGCCGAGCAAUAACACAAACAAGAAAAGGAGCAUCAUCCAAACUUAUAUUACCAACAGUUUCCACUAACAGUUCAGUCAAUCUGCAAAGAAAGUCAAGCUUGAGGAAGAGUGGUUCCAAUAAAUCAUCUGACAAUUUGGAUCCAGAGGAUUUGUUAGAUAAUUUUUAGUUCUUUAAAAAACAAUUCCUUGAUUGGCUCAUCAUCCCUUGAUAUAUUGAUUUUUGCUCAACCUCUUCCCCUCCAUCACCUGGAAUUACUGAACUGAUUACAAUUGAAAACAAAAUAUAUUUAAUUUAAAAUUACUUAAUAAUCAAUUAAGUAUAGUGAAAUGUUUGAAGAAUCAAUGGGGUCCUGAAGUUUUUAUUAACAUUACUAAUUACUCAACGAAAUUUUCCUGUUGUAAAUAGUAGUUACCUCCCUGCAAAAAUCUUUGCAGGAGAUUUUCUGCUAUUCUCAGUCAAUAUUUUCCUGUUAUCUUUAGUUUUAAACACUAUUCUCAGUCAAUAUUUUCCUGUUAUCUUUAUGCU
Messenger RNA from Physella acuta, 1480 nucleotides. RefSeq names its product DNA repair protein XRCC4. Gene Ontology annotation, biological process: positive regulation of ligase activity; response to X-ray; double-strand break repair via nonhomologous end joining. Gene Ontology annotation, cellular component: nucleus; DNA ligase IV complex; DNA-dependent protein kinase-DNA ligase 4 complex. NCBI's taxonomy places the organism in Eukaryota, Metazoa, Mollusca, Gastropoda, Physidae. Gene Ontology annotation, molecular function: DNA binding. The record is from RefSeq and is a predicted model, not a curated record.